Molecule: messenger RNA, 3703 nt
Organism: Amoebophrya sp. A25
Lineage: Eukaryota; Dinophyceae; Syndiniales; Amoebophryaceae
Source: the annotation of a GenBank genome assembly
AUGAAUCUUAAGGAUAUAAUGUAGAACGUGAAAUGCACACAUCCAUGAUUGAGGCUACCAUGAUUGAGGCUAAUUACAUUGCCGGGACAACAACCUUCACAGCCUCGACUCUCAUCAGGGUGUUUAGGGUUAUGGCAUCCUCUAAUGAUUUGGGACAAAAACAAGCUCAUUCUUCCUUUCUCGAGCUAGCAGAAUGUGAUGGCAGCUUUUUCAACCUCGGCGCUGAGUAUGGAAUUCACAGUGGCUUACCGGAACGGGUGGAGCGAUACUUGGAAUCUUCAGGGGACGUGAUGACAUUACAGGUAAUGCCUUUGCAAGUCGAUAGCGAAAGCAUCGCUGAACAGCAAAGAGCUCCUCAUUCUUCGAGGAGUACAUCUUUUAAGGCUUAGAUCUGGACUUGUCUCGGUAAAUAGGAAGCUGAUAAUCUAUUACCUUUUUCUAGUUAGGUGCUCCACCCCAACUUGUAGGAAAGAAGUUUGUCGUGAUGUUUUGUAAAGCGUGCAAUGUUCUGGCAACCUAAAGCGUCUAAGAAGUCUAAGUCUUCGUUUAGUUCUAGUGCUGGCCCUUCUCGUUCUGGUGCACCGUUUUUGAAGCUGAAUCCAGCCGAUGAUGGACGGUCACCCAUGGACGUGGAGGAUAAUUGGCAGUGGGAGUAUGCCCGCAUCCGCCAAUGCCCGGCUAGUGCAACACCGAGUUCUUAAGGCAUCUUUUCUCAAUGUUUCAUUGCAGGACCACAUCAAUCGGAAUAGUUUCCAACUACUACAAGUACAACAAGUAUCUAUAUAGAACAAAAGUCUUCUUCACAGUGUCACCUUACUUUGUAGAAGGGGAUUUUGUUGAGGAAGAAAUUAGGUACUACUUUUGUUCAUAUUAACCUAUCAUAACAAGUUAUUAUGAACGACGAACUUCGAGUUGGAAGCAAUGACCAUGUGGCAUCUUGUGAACAGAUACUAGAAGAUUUGCAGUACUGUUUCAUCACUCUUGUUCUAUGAAGUAGAUUUUUAUGAAGUAUAUUUGAUGUAUUAUCGUUUCAUCCACGUCUAUCUAUGAAGCAUUUUUGGGCGUUUCCCACGUCUUCUAAUCCGUUGCGCGUGAAGAGAAAUAUCUUUUGGAGGUGCUCGAGAACCAGAAUAAUGCAGGCAACAGACGCAAAGUUUUCGCUUGCGCGCGGUUGAAUAUAUUAGAACCUGAACAACCGUCGACGACAAAGUCCGACACUGCAGCUACAACUGGAAUCCAAGCACAGGGAGACGCAGCACCAGCAUCUUCAGACACUUCUAAGAGGCUGACUCUAUAACUCAUGUGUUGUAAUAAACUAGAAAUAAGGAUCACCCUGAUGAAUCUUCGUAUGAAAUACAAGGGAAAUCUUAGGAAAUCCGCCUAAUAGGGUCACAUCAUCAAAUACCAGGGACCUGAUUUUUCUGGCACCAUCUUCCCCAAAAAAGGGUGAACAGUCACGGUUAGCUCUAAAACUGCUACAGUAGGCGCGGAUCUGUUGAAUGCACAGAUGGGUAAUGGCUUUUUUGCGUCCCUCACCGACGCAGACCUCAUGGCAGCCGGUGAGACUGCGUCUGCUGCAUCUCCAGCUCCAUUAGCAAAACAAGAACCCAGAGGUGCCAUGAACACGUACAGAAUCUUGGUUCCGAUUCCGAUCGAAGAUGUGUGGAUUCCAAAACGAAUCUCUUCGCCUAGUCUGUUAAGGCGAAUUUUUCACUAUCUCACGUGGAGCUGGAGUAUGGUGACUGAAGCGUCCUCCUGAGAUACUAUAAUUAUCUAUAUUAUAAACCAAAACUUAUUUUCAAUGCUAAACAGGAGUGAACUUACGGCUUGAGAUGUACGCAAAUCAUGGCAAAGAUGUACGGGCGAGAUGUAUACGUCUGAGAUAUAAAAGGGGAACGUGGGCGGUAGAGAUCUUAAAGGGGAAACCUCCAAAGCGAAAAAGGGCAACCCACUCAGCCACGGAGGGUGAAAAACGAGCGCUAAGAAUGGAGCCCAUCUGUGACAAUUUUCACCGGUACCGCAAGCGCAUUGCAGAGGCAUUCAACAAGAUGGCUACUAGCGUUGCGAUACAAGACGAACAUGUGGUUGCGUCUUCUUCUUCCGGAGACCAUGGCCGUGGUCUCCUAUCAUCUAAAUCGACUUCUCCUGCUGCACCAGGACAGAGACGAGUACAACUACAAAGUAGUUCAUCUUUUCCGAAGCAUGCAAAGAGGUCUGGAGCUUUCCUCAGUACUAGGCGCCUCGAAGAUGAUGUUGCAAGGAGCACAGCAAGAAGAGGCGAUGCUGAAGAAAGCACGACAAAAGGCACUGAUGUUGACGUGGACUCGUCCACAGUCGUGCUGCCCAUCCCAGCACUAUCGGACUUACCCUUAUGGGUGCUACCACGGAAAUGGGGCCUACGAACCGAGUUUUGUGAGAGCGAUUUUCCUGCUCGUGGCACUGCCGAUAUCAGCAUCGACUUAAGGCUCCAUAUUUAGUUGUUCAUUUCAUCUCCACGAGGACACUUCCCUCCCUUUUCCUUCUUGACAUUCUGAGGGAAUCAAUAUUCCUCAAUUAGGAAUCCCUAAUAAACGAGGCGUAUCGAAAACUGCACCUAGGGAUCUGGGGCUGGGGAAUUGUCAACCGAUUACAUCCGACUGGAGCUCAGCUGCUGGAUGAGACGAGUAAUCAUUCAGCUGAAAAAGACAGUGUACUAGACCAAGUGGAACCAGAUGAAAGAACCUCUGACGUACUAGGAAACUACGAAAGGUCGAGUGAAGACCUAAACAACAAUGACAUCAAGGGGAGUAGUACUUCUGGUGAAGCGAAGGCCGCCCAGGAAACGACGCGCAAAAGAUCUUUAGAAGAUGAUGAAGCAGGAGAUACUAGUACUAGUACUGAAAGUUCUAGUACUGACACUGGGUCCGAGAUGAAGCAAGAGGAACAACUACAAUUGGUGGAAGCCAAAAACGAGAAGGGUCGUCGGAUUUUUCUUCCACUCAACUUCUACAGGUACAGUCCACCAUCUGAAGACUUAAUAUCCCAAGAAAAAUACCAUUUACGCGAAGAACUCUUCUUCUGCUAUAACAACUACUAAGGCUACCGCUGAAGCAUCCUCAUUCCGAACGCUAUCCUUGGCUUCUUUUUCCAAGGGCAAGAGGACACAGGGAACUUCAACAUUGUCCUUGGCUUCUUUUUCAAAGGGAAAAAGGACGCAGGGAUGGGCGCGAGGGUGCGACGUGGUAGCUCUAAAACUACGGUGAUCCGAAAAUGCGUGCCAAAAUCGAGAAUUCCGAUUAUGGACAGUUUUCGCCUGCGUGGGUUGGAGACCCCGCAAAAAAGCCGCUGCCGCCAUUGUUAAGCCAACAAAGUGAGCAUCAUCCUACAGCUACACCGUGCUGUUCAAUAGUUCCUUUGAAGACUUUUUUUCAACGCUACAUUUUUUUAAAUAACAGAAGUUCUUGUGUCCAAUGAAUAUCCGAUAUGUUGACUCGCCGGAUGGGAGAAAGAAGUGUCCAGUAUCCGAUGCAUUGACUCGUGGAAUCAGGGAAGAAAAGGCCCAAGGAAAUGACUCUAUGGUAUGACUCUCAGGGAAGAUGUGACACGCGGUGAGCUAGCUCUAACAUUGUCAAGGCAGUUUCUGCACGAAAUGGAUCCUGAGACAGGUACGGACGUCUGGACCUCAGAGGAUAAGCCUUUGCCACCAACUCCAGUCGAUGUGUAA